AUGUCCAGCAAGCCGACUACCACAAUGGGCUUCUCUAUGAAGCAUAUUUCUCUCAUAACUCUCACUUUUCAAAAUUCUGCACUUAUACUGAUCAUGCACUAUUCGAGGAUAAUGCCCGUAGAAAAUAGCAACCGAUACUUUACUUCCACAGCUGUAUUCCUGAAUGAAAUAAUAAAGCUUGCAUUCUCUCUUACUAUAGCUCUUCACGAAAUAUCUCGCACUCUUCCUCCUUGUACUCCGGCUACAACUCUUUUCAAGCAACUUUAUCUCUCAGUAUUCGGUUGGGAUAGCUGGAAACUAGCUAUCCCAGCUACACUCUAUACUCUUCAAAACUCAUUGCAGUAUAUUGCAGUUAGUAAUCUAGAUGCUGUACACUUUCAAAUUCUCUACCAAUUAAAAAUUCUUACCACAGCGUUGUUUAGCGUCACCAUGCUCGGCAAAGUACUUUCAAGCAGGAAAUGGAUCGCUUUAAUAAUUUUGACCUGCGGAGUGGGUAUUGUUCAGUUACGCCCGACUAAUCCGGGUAUAGAACAGUCUCUAGACGAAUCGCAGCGAAAAUUCUAUUUUCCUAGAAGCUUUCACGAGCUGGGACAUCUAAGCGAGGGUGCCGUUGAGAUCGCAAGAGAACUGACUAGAAGAAGUGUUGGGGAAGUCACAAGAAAUAUUUACAAGCGUUCUGCGACCUACGAAGGCAUACAGGAGGAUCUCGGUCUCGUCAAACCUCUGAUGAACUAUACUGUCGGAGUUACUGCUGCUACAGUUGCUGCAAUAAUUUCAGGGUUGACAGGAGUUUACUUUGAGAAAGCCUUGAAAGAAUCAACUGCUCAUGUCACAGUCUGGACCCGCAACGUUCAAUUAUCGUUUUAUUCUCUAUUUCCAGCGCUUAUCCUUGGGGUAUUCAUUAUGGAUGGAGAGGCCAUUGUAAAGUACGGGUUCUUCAAUGGGUAUAAUCCAGUAGUUUGGACAGCAAUUGUUUUCCAGGCUGUUGGUGGGGUCUUAGUUGCAAUGUGCAUCAAUUACGCUGACAAUAUCGCUAAAAACUUUGCGACCUCCAUAAGUAUUAUUCUAAGUUUUCUUAUUAGUGUAUGGUUUUUCGACUUUCAAAUUAAUUUAAACUUCUUAUUAGGCACUUCACUAGUUAUAUAUGCAACUUACUUGUAUAGCAGUCCGGAUCGAAACACACCUAGAUCGCCACCUAUCAAUAUUGUUAGUUACGAAAAGACAACCAUCGAUGAAAAUAUUUCUGCAAGAUUUCAGGAAGACGUCAAAAAGACAGGUUUGUGUCCCGAUAUUCUAGAUGAUCUCAAACCUGAAGGAUUGAGCUCAAGUAGGCCAAAUAGCCCUAUGAGACAUCAUUCUCGCGGUGGAAACUCGACUGGAAAACGUUCCAUGUGA
Blumeria graminis f. sp. triticale is the source of this 1395-nucleotide messenger RNA. The record is from the annotation of a GenBank genome assembly. NCBI's taxonomy places the organism in Eukaryota, Fungi, Ascomycota, Leotiomycetes, Helotiales, Erysiphaceae.